AUGCGCGCGCCUAGUUUUGCAGAGAUUGCCUUUGUGCUGGUCAACGGCCUCUUGGUCAGUGCCGACACCACGACCACCAUCGACGCCAAGUCAAACUGGGGAACCUGGGAAGGAUGGGGCACGAGUCUUGCCUGGUGGGCCCAGCAGUUUGGCGACCGAGAGGAUUUGGCGGAUAUUUUCUUCACCCUCAAAGACACCACAUUUGCCGGCCAGACCCUGUCGGGUCUGGGCUUUUCUCAUGCGCGCUACAACGCCGGUGCAUGCAGCUGGAACACAAUUGGUACAGACAAAAUGGUUGUGUCACCCAAUGUCAAGAGGUCGAGGCAGAUGGAGGGAUUCUGGCUGGACUGGAACAGCCAGGACCCCAACUCGAACAGCUGGAAUUGGUCUGUGGACGUCAACCAGCGAAAGGCACUUCAGCUAGCGAUAGCCAGAGGUGUCACCAAGACUGAGCUUUUCAGCAACAGCCCAAUGUGGUGGCAAACUAAGAACCACAACCCCAGCGGUUCAUCUGACGGAUCAGAGAAUAUCCAGUCCUGGAACCUCGAGCAGCAUGCUGUCUAUAUGGCGACCGUCGCCCAAGUCUUUAAGAGCAAGUACAACAUUGCAUUCGAGACUGUCGACCCAUUCAACGAGCCCAGCGCAAACUGGUGGAAGGCCGACGGUACGCAAGAGGGAUGCCACAUAGAUGUGUCGACUCAAGCCCAGAUCAUUGGAUACCUUGAUACGCAGCUCAAGAACCGUUCCCUGUCGACGAAGAUUGCCGCCUCAGAUGAGUCUUACUAUGACCAAGCAGUCAAUAAUUUGAAAACCAUAGGCAGCAGUGCCCUUGGAAAGAUUUACCGCGUCAAUGUGCACGGGUACCAGGGCGGAAGUGGUGAUAGGGUUGGCGUCAACAGCCUUGCUACCGCUGCUGGCAAGGGGGUCUACAACAGCGAGUAUGGAGACGGUGAUGCCACGGGCCAGCAGAUGGCAAGUAACCUCAUUUUGGAUUUCCGUUGGCUCAAGCCUCAGGCCUGGAUCUAUUGGCAGGUCCUCGACCAAGGUGGCUGGGGGCUGAUUAACGCCGACAACGAUGCUAAGACGCUUGGAGGCCCAACACAAAAGUACUUUGUCCUUGCUCAGUUUGCACGACACAUUCGCCCUGGCAUGCGAAUCCUGGACGGUGGCGCCGACAAUGUCGUUGCUGCAUACGAUGCCACCAACAAGAAGCUUGUCAUCGUAGCCGUAAACUGGGGCAGCGCGCAGUACCUCAACUUUGACCUGUCGAAAUUCAAGACCAUUCCUCAGACGAACGCGCCGGUGACUCGGUGGUCGACGCAAAUUGGUUCUGGAGAACAGUAUGGAAAACAUUCCGACACUGUAAUUAACGGAACCAAAUUCUGGUCGUAUUUUGGAACAAACGUUAUUCAGACGUUCGAGGUCUCCAACGUUGUGGUGUAG
This is a messenger RNA of Exserohilum turcica Et28A, 1443 nucleotides long. RefSeq names its product glycoside hydrolase family 30 protein. Gene Ontology annotation, molecular function: hydrolase activity, hydrolyzing O-glycosyl compounds. The transcript is spliced from 2 exons. The record is from RefSeq and is a predicted model, not a curated record. NCBI's taxonomy places the organism in Eukaryota, Fungi, Ascomycota, Dothideomycetes, Pleosporales, Pleosporaceae. The coding region runs from base 1 to 1443 and encodes 480 amino acids.